CUCUUUUGAAUUUUGCCUCUUCGAAUUUUUUAUUUUUAUUUUCACCGGGAUAUACGCAUGAUUACGAUACAGAAGAAGAGUCUCUAGAAAAAGCAAGCUCGACGACAAUGGCGGCCUCUAACUAGUUAGAGUUACCUACCUCCUCCUGAACUUACGUUCCCCACCAACCACAAAGUCUCGCUUUUCCUUCUUCCUUCAUUCCUUACAGAGGCCCGUACAAUCCUCCGAUGGCUUCUAUUACUCCUCAUUCCGCUUCUUUCCAGACCCAUCGCGGACGCCGCCGCCGUCUGCAUUCCUCGUCGCUUCUUAAUUCGUCGUUGUCGCCACGCAGCGUUUCACAGCUUGACUUCCGCCGCCUAUCAAGUCCUCCCCCGGCGCCGCGAGCUUUGGCGGCGGCGGCUUUGAUCGACGACAGGGAGGGAAACAGAGGACGGAGUAGGCAUGGUGGCAAGUUUGCAACGGCGGCCACGAAGAGGAAUGUGUUCAGCGAGGGAAUAGUUAGCGGCGGCGGUGAGGAAGAAGGAGCGAAUUCAAACUCCUUCGAGGACGAACAGUUCGUGAGGUGGUUCCGGGAAGCUUGGCCUUAUCUCUGGGCUCAUCGGACCGGGACUUUUGUGGUUAUUAUCUCUGGUGAAAUUGUGUCCAGUCCUUACUUAGAUGCGAUUCUCAAGGACAUAGCAUUUCUUCAUCACCUGGGAAUUAGGUUCGUGAUCGUUCCAGGGACGCAUGUUCAAAUUGAUAAUCUGUUGGCUGAGAGAGGGCAUGAGCCUAAGCAUGUGGGGCCGUACAGAAUUACUGACCCAGAAGCUCUGGCUGCAUCAAUGGAAGCGGCUGGCAAGAUUCGGGUGAUGAUAGAGGCUAAACUUUCUCCUGGACCUUCCAUAUGUAAUGUGCGCAGGCAUGGUGACAGUAGCAGGUGGCAUGACGUGGGAGUCAGUGUUGCUAGUGGGAACUUUCUCGCAGCCAAGAGAAGAGGAGUUGUUGGAGGUGUUGAUUUUGGGGCAACAGGUGAAGUGAAGAGAGUAGAUGUUGACCGUAUGGGUGAGAGGCUUGACAGUGGUUGCAUUGUUGUGCUAAGCAACUUGGGCUAUUCAAGCUCUGGUGAAGUUUUGAAUUGCAACACAUACGAAGUUGCUACAGCUUGUGCCUUAGCAAUUGGAGCAGACAAACUUAUUUGCAUAAUGGAUGGUCCUAUUCUUGAUGAGAAUGGGCACCUCAUUCGUUUCUUAACUCUCGAGGAAGCAGACACUUUGAUUCGUGAACGGGCUAAGCAAAGUGAGGUAGCCGCUCAUUAUGUGAAGGCUGUUGCAGAAGAGGAUCCUUCUUCUUCUGUCGAAGAUACGGAUUCCAUUUCCAUAGUUGCUUCCUCACAGAAUGGGAUAGCUGUCAACACGAAACACAAUGCAGCAUUUCAUAAUGGUGUUGGUUUUGACAACGGAGGUGGAUUGUGGUCAGGAGAACAAGGUUUUGCCAUUGGUGGUCAGGAAAGGCUCAGUCGAUCGCACGGUUAUCUCUCGGAAUUGGCUGCUGCAGCUUUUGUUUGCAAAGGUGGAGUCCAAAGAGUGCAUCUACUAGAUGGUACAAUCGGUGGGGUUUUACUGUUAGAACUCUUCAAAAGAGAUGGGAUGGGAACUAUGGUAGCUAGUGACCUAUAUGAAGGAACCCGAAUGGCUAGGCCGAAUGACCUUGCUGGAAUAAAGCAGAUCAUACAAACCUUUACAAGAAGCAGGAGUGUUGGUUCGAAGGACGGAUGAAGAGCUGCUUAAGUCGUUAGAUUCGUAUUAUGUGGUGGAAAGAGAAGGUCAAAUCAUUGCUUGCGCUGCUCUUUUCCCUUUCUUUGAGGAUAAAUGUGCAGAGGUAGCAGCUAUUGCAGUUUCUUCUGAUUGUCGUGGGCAAGGGCAAGGAGACAAAUUGUUAGAUUAUAUGGAGAAGAAGGCAUCCUCACUGGGUGUGGAAACGCUGUUCCUCCUGACUACCCGCACUGCAGAUUGGUUCAAAAGACGGGGUUUCUCUGAAUGUUCAAUUGACCUGAUUCCUGAACGAAGAAGGAAGAGGAUUAAUUUGUCUCGUAACUCAAAGUACUACAUGAAGAAGUUGCUUCCUGAUACAAGUGGGAUAACGCUCACUGCCAGGCAUUCAGCUGGCAAUAAAUAGCAAUAGCCGAUCCAAGUCGUGACUUAGUAGUUGUACAGAAUAUAGCUCCUGGCUGGUGUGUUGUAACGGAUGCCCUUUGAGGCUCAAAGCUGUAUUGGCAUUUGGUCAGCGGCUUGACUUGAGAAUCAGAAAUUGAGCAAACACUCAAGCUAGGAGUUGUUUGUAUUUAUCCUAUUGUAUAUUUUGUGCCAGAAGAAACGGAAUAAAAUAUAAAUGUAGCUGUGGAAGGUCGUCUUAAUGGUUGGGGUCUACUGUUGCUUGGUGGUUUGGAG
Messenger RNA from Linum tenue, 2426 nucleotides. NCBI's taxonomy places the organism in Eukaryota, Viridiplantae, Streptophyta, Magnoliopsida, Malpighiales, Linaceae. The record is from the annotation of a GenBank genome assembly.